Sphenostylis stenocarpa is the source of this 1128-nucleotide messenger RNA. The record is from the annotation of a GenBank genome assembly. Lineage: Eukaryota; Viridiplantae; Streptophyta; Magnoliopsida; Fabales; Fabaceae.
AUGGUCACGGACUCCCAACCCACUCCCCGCCGCGGUCUCCUCGUCGGCAACUACUGUCACGAUGUUCUCCACCGCGAUGGCCGCGUCGUAGCCGAGACCCUGGGUGGCGCCGCCUCUUUCAUCUCCGUCAUCCUUGACGCCCUGUCCCUCCCCUUCCACAUCGUCUCCAAGGUGGGACCGGAAUUCGCUUACGCCGCCGCCACAUCCUCCCAUCCCCCAUUAACAAUCCCCACUUCGCGAACCACCCUCUUCCACGCCCACUUCGGUUCGGGCAACCCGGACCGCUUCCUGAACCGCGUCAAUUCCUGCGACCCUAUCCGACCGGACGACCUCCCGGUCCAAACCCGGUUCGCGUUCGGCCUGGCCGUCGGGGUCGGCGGGGAGAUUCUCCCGGAGACGCUGGAGAAGAUGCUUGAGAUCUGCGAUCGCGUGUUUGUCGACGUCCAGGGUUUGAUUCGCAGGUUCGGUCCCUCCGACGGUCGCGUGAGCCACGUGGCGCUCAGCGAGAGCGGGUUCCUCCACCUCUUGCCGCGCGUUGCGUUCCUCAAGGCCUCCGCUGACGAGGCCUCGUUCAUCGAUGUGGAGGAGGUCAGAAGGUGGUGUUGCGUGGUCGUCACGCACGGGGAGGAUGGGUGCGAGGUUUUUCGCAAAAACGGUGCGUUUCGUGCCGCGCCUUUCGGGGCUGAUCAGGUCGAUCCCACUGGCGCCGGCGACUGUUUUCUCGGAGGGUUCGCUGCUGGGAUUGCGAGGGGCUUGAACGUGCAUGACGCAGCUCUGUUGGGGAACUUCUUUGGGUCCUUGGCCGUGGCGCAAGUGGGACCCCCCAAGCUUGACUCCACCUUGCUUCAGAUGGUCAAGGAUGAGAUGCAGAAAAGGAAGGUGCAGGGUAUUCCCAGCUUAGAAAGUAGAGAUGAGUGCCCGAGGAUUCCGAAGCCACAUGAACAAGACCAGUUUUAUGCAUCUCUUGUUACUGCCAAAGACAUAAUUACACGUCAGAGUCAAGAAUCUGGACAGAUUCUACUAACCUCUCAUAAAGUGUUGGAGCAAACAACUAACGUGAAGGCAAUAAUGCUUCCACUGAAUUCUGUCUGCGAGGAAUCAAUUCCUAGCGUUGAUGGAAAAACCUAA